This is a messenger RNA of Condylura cristata (star-nosed mole), 2110 nucleotides long. It is a transcript of the gene RNF115, whose product is annotated as ring finger protein 115. Gene Ontology annotation, biological process: positive regulation of DNA-templated transcription; ubiquitin-dependent protein catabolic process; protein ubiquitination. The record is from RefSeq and is a predicted model, not a curated record. Gene Ontology annotation, molecular function: ubiquitin protein ligase activity. Lineage: Eukaryota; Metazoa; Chordata; Mammalia; Eulipotyphla; Talpidae. The transcript is spliced from 10 exons. Bases 1 to 984 code for a protein of 327 amino acids. Gene Ontology annotation, cellular component: nucleoplasm; cytoplasm.
AUGGGUUCAGCGGAGCCGGUGGCGGGCACAGAGCUCUCGGAGGCCGCCGUCCAGCAGCUGGGGGUCAGAGGGACACGUCGGCGCUCAGUCCUGCGGCCCUCGGCCCGUAGCUGGGGUGGUCCCACCGGCCGGGGCCGGGCAGGUGUUGCUGAGGUCAGCCCAGGGGUUACCUCUUCGCCAGCUUCUACGUGCCCGCCUGUGACGACAGUGGAGCCGGAAUAUAUUUGUCCCAGAUGUGAAUCAGGCUUCAUCGAAGAAGUGACAGAUGAUUCCAGUUUUUUAGGUGGUGGAGGCAAUAGCACAGCAACGCAUUUUACAGAGGACAUCAGACCAUUUCUAAGUAGUAAUCCACUGGACCAGGACAAUAGAGCCAAUGAGAGGGGCCAUCAAACUCACACAGACUUCUGGGGACCGAGCCGACCUCCACGACUGCCUGUGACUCGGAGGUACAGGUCACGCGGCAGCUCUCGCCCCGAGAGGUCCCCAGCCAUCGAAGGAAUAAUUCAACAUAUUUUUGCAGGAUUCUUUGCAAAUUCUGCAAUUCCUGGAUCCCCACAUCCCUUUUCCUGGAGCGGGAUGCUGCACUCCAGCCCCGGGGACUAUGCCUGGGGUCAGGCCGGGCUCGAUGCCAUCGUAACCCAGCUUUUAGGACAACUGGAAAACACAGGGCCUCCCCCAGCUGACAAGGAGAAGAUCACAUCUCUCCCCACCGUGACAGUAACUCAGGAACAAGUUGACACGGGCUUAGAGUGUCCAGUGUGCAAAGAAGAUUAUGCAGUUGAAGAGGAAGUCCGGCAGCUGCCCUGCAACCACUUCUUCCACAGCAGCUGUAUCGUGCCGUGGUUGGAACUGCACGACACCUGCCCUGUUUGUAGGAAGAGCUUAAAUGGUGAGGACUCUACUCGGCAAGCCCAGAGCUCCGAGGCCUCUGCAAGCAACAGAUUUAGCAGCGACAGCCAGCUGCACGAUCGCUGGACUUUCUGAAACUAAAGACCGUAUCCGAGCCGGGCCGUGGGCGUCUGCCUGCCACGGAGGCUGUAAAUUAUAUCAAAACAAAAGAUAGUAGAUGGAUUUAGGAUCACAUAAGAAACCCCAACCCAUAAUAUUAAUGCAAUGAGUGUUUUUCUUCUCUAAAGUUAGUAUCUACAGAUGGAAUUUGUCUCUACAACCAAAUGCCUCUUAUUCCUGAAUUCAGAGUGAUCAUUUUAUAAGUGUGAAAUUGAAUUAUGUGGGUCCCCCCGCCAGAGUAGUGUCAGUUCCCAGUAGCUAGGGCCUGCUCUUUGUCACGUUCCUUGUAGGGGAUGUUCCCACUUCCUCCUCCACCCUCCACCUGCCCUCCAGUGUAUUUUACAGUCAUACAGUGGAACCAGGCCCUAAAGUCCUGCUGAUAUAAGUCCUUUUGUUUGAAUAGUAUAGAAGCAUUUACUCUUGGCCCCGUGAGCCAUGAGGUGAGGUCAGGACUGCUCAGGAAUCUGAGACAGUGAUUUCUGUUGUCUUGGAUCCUCGGAGCAAAUCAAAGGAAAGUGACAGGGGCAGGAGAAAGUGACUUAUCAUUGUGCCCUUUGGUUUCCUCUCUCUAGUUUUUACAAAUAUUUCACGAGAGGCGCUUUCCCCAGAAGCCAACGUGACAUGCCGCAGGGGUGUCGUGUUGGUAGGAAUCUGAUUUUAUUCCUUUUUGGGAAUGAGUCGGACGGCACGCUGGCACAGGAGGACAGAUGUUUCAGAGCUUCGAUUCUGAGAUUUUUUUAACGACCCCCAACUUGUGGUUUACUGUCUUUUAUUCCGGGAACCUUACUUUCCCACACAGAAAGAGAAUUACUUCGUUACUGCUCCUACAGCCAGUUCACUGUUUUUAGUAAUCCACUAGUCUCCAGACUGUAAUUUUACAUGGUCUCAUGUGAAUAUUUUCGGCCCCAUUUCAUCUCUGCGACUUCUCUGUUCUGCUUAGUUCUGGCUACACUUGGAGUCAAACUGGUUGUUGUGAUCAUGCCCAAAACUAUUCGACCUAGGAGAAAUAGCCUUAUUUUUUCAGUCUGACCGUGUCCCAUGCACGUGCACAUGCUUCUUGGAGCAUGUAAAUGUUUAAAGUUGAAUAAAUGAGAAGAUCAAG